Molecule: messenger RNA, 315 nt
Organism: Dibothriocephalus latus
Lineage: Eukaryota; Metazoa; Platyhelminthes; Cestoda; Diphyllobothriidea; Diphyllobothriidae
Source: the annotation of a GenBank genome assembly
AUGCCCACUGCUCACCCCAUCUUUGUGACAAGCCUAACCUUCCUACCACCGCGGGAAGCCUCCCUGAGAGCUGAUGAGCCCACUUACUCCACCGGGCGGGCAGCUGUACCGCACUACGAACUCGUCAGUGCGAGUGCUGACCGUGUUCUGCGCUGGCAUCCAGGACCCUCGCUGCGUCAGAUCGCUGCUAUCUCUAACGGCCUCAGUCGCGAUGGCCGAAACUCAUGGGCGCCGACCAUCUCCUUCCUCUUCCUCCUCAUCCUCCUACCUCUCCUUCUUGGUUUGGCUGAUUACCUGCUCUCCAAAUUUACCUAA